CUAGAAUCUAGGUUAGAGACGUGGACAUACCCCCAAAACUCUGGAGACAAAACACCACCCAAAUUGAACCAUGUGCCACAUUCAUAUUUGUUAACAACCAUUUUAUAUAUUUAUAUAUAUAUUCACUGUUUUUUACUCCUUCACGUUUGGAUUUCGAAUACGGUAAAGGGAUAAGCUUAGACUGAGCUUGGGCUUAGAUUAGGUCCUUUCUCUCUCUUCCUUACAAAAGCUUCCUUCUUUCCUUCUUUUGUUUGUAUAUUUGUAGAAUUAAUAACACUUUUCAGUCAAAAAAGCAUUAAUUAGCUGAGAAUCUUUUCAAGUCUUAUUUUUUUUCUUAUCUUUCUUCUGUCUGGGUUCUUGAGUUUAGAAUUCAAGGAUAUAUAGGAAUAGGAUAAUAUAAUAAACACUUGAAAAAAAUCCCUAACUGGGUCUGCAAGGAAGAAAGAGGAAAGUGAAGAUGUUGGAAGGAAAAGCCUUGAUCGAGGACACUGACAUGCCUGUUAAGAUGCAGAUGCAAGCCAUGGCCGCUGCUUCUCAAGCUCUAGAUAUCUUUGAUGUUUUUGACUGCAGAUCUAUAGCUGCCCACAUAAAAAAGGAGUUUGAUAAGAGAUAUGGGUCUGGUUGGCAAUGUGUGGUGGGUUCAAACUUUGGGUGUUACUUCACUCAUAACAAAGGAACUUUCAUCUAUUUUACCCUGGAGACUCUUAGUUUUCUCAUCUUCAGGGGAGCUUCUUCCUCUCAAUGAGCUCAAAGGCCAAGUUUUUCUUACACAGCUUUGGAUGUUCGAGAGAAAGAGUAGAGGGGCAACAGAAACAGUACCGUACAGUUAUUUUUCCUUCUUUAACUGUUUUAUCAUUGUGGAGACAAAAUGGUCCAAAUAAUUGAGGGUAGUUUUGGUUUUGGCUUCGUCAUGUGAAACUGACUGUGUUGUUUGUGGUCUUUAUUAAGGACCCCUUAUAGUUGCCUUUCUUUGAUGAUGAUGAUCAAUGCUGUGGUUUUGGUGAGAUUUCCUUCGAAAUUUUCAUACGUGGGACUUCUUCCUCCCUCCUAGGACUACUGCCCAUUAACUUCCUAGCUGGUUUUUAUGACCCAUUAAUGUUUUUGGUCUUUAUUUCUUUGAAUAUUUUCGUAAUGACUUUCAAUAGCUUACUUGCUCUGUUUUUAGUGCCUUUGUUUUUGGGUGGUUCGUCACCUUCCUUUGUUUGUAUCUUUCUAGAUCCUUAUCUAAUAAUUUGGACUUUUAAGGUAUAGUGUAGCUAUGUUUGUUUGUAUGUAUUGAAGCUUAGCUAAUGUAGUGUCUAUCUUUUAUGGA
Molecule: messenger RNA, 1312 nt
Organism: Cannabis sativa
Lineage: Eukaryota; Viridiplantae; Streptophyta; Magnoliopsida; Rosales; Cannabaceae
Exons: 2
Coding region: 458-745 (95 amino acids)
Biological process (GO): microtubule-based process
Cellular component (GO): dynein complex
Molecular function (GO): dynein intermediate chain binding; dynein light intermediate chain binding
Source: RefSeq, a predicted model, not a curated record